This is a messenger RNA of Vollenhovia emeryi, 802 nucleotides long. RefSeq lists its product as uncharacterized. The record is from RefSeq and is a predicted model, not a curated record. NCBI's taxonomy places the organism in Eukaryota, Metazoa, Arthropoda, Insecta, Hymenoptera, Formicidae. The coding region runs from base 28 to 513 and encodes 161 amino acids. The transcript is spliced from 6 exons.
AAACGUAUUUACCGCGACUUUCCCGAAAUGAUGCUGCAGAGGGCUCGCACUCAGCGAAUCGGAAAUGUCUACUUUAACGCUUUUCUUAUUGGAACUGUCACGUUGUUGCUCUGUCAAAAUACCACAAUGGCGGAGGAAGUACCAGCGUUCUUUUUGAAAAUCGCCAAAAUACCUACUCUACCUCGAGUAGGUCGAAGCGGAAGAUUUGAAAAUUUCUUUUACAAAGCUGAGAAGCAUAUACCUCGAAUUGGUAGAAGUAAUCAACAGUCACUCAAUCCUGCAUCGCUGCAAGACAAACAAGAAACUUACUCCGGUUUAACUAAAAGGCGUAUAGAUUAUCCCUCGAAAGUUGAGGAAUGGACCUGGCAGAAUUUUCCUCUAGCGAUCGAAGGUCCAAAGGAAUUAUGGAGGGCAUUAGCUGGAUUUUCAAGGGACGGCGAUGAUAUCGAGAAUGAGGUGUGGGAGAGAAAGAAAAGAACCGGAACUGAACCAGCAAGCACACGAGCGAAAUAACAAAACCACGGAAGUUCUUCAUCGCUUUGGGAACGCUAAAUGUUAUACGGCCUUUGCUGUUAUAUGGUGACGGGAAAUAAUUAAAAAUAAUAAACGCGUAAAUAUCAAGUGGUUUCGCUUUCAUCUUUCUUCAAUUUUUGUCACGCCAAAAAGGGAGAUCUCAAUAAAUGAUCAUUUUUCUAAACUAAAUUAUAAUUUGUUCCCUAACAAUUUACAAUGUAUAAUGUAUUAGCAAAAUAUAACAAUUCGUAGGAAAUAUAGUAAUUGUUUAGAAUGCAGAGUCUUAAUA